Molecule: messenger RNA, 4050 nt
Organism: Populus nigra (black poplar)
Lineage: Eukaryota; Viridiplantae; Streptophyta; Magnoliopsida; Malpighiales; Salicaceae
Product: putative disease resistance protein At4g10780
Exons: 2
Coding region: 550-3864 (1104 amino acids)
Molecular function (GO): protein binding; ADP binding; DNA binding
Source: RefSeq, a predicted model, not a curated record
CAGGUAGUCUCCCUCUCAGUUGUCUCUCAUCCUCUCUCUUUUUUCUUCCUGCUACGAAGACACAAGCCUCUCCAUUUGUGAAGAUACCGCUCUCCAGGUCAGCUCUGCCCCUCUCUCGGUCAACUCUGCCCCUGCUCCCUUUUCUUCUCUCGGCCUACUGCUUUCUCUUCUGCUGUUUUGUGGUGGAUCGUGCUCUUUCUCAUCGUUUGCAAAGUUGGCGUGCUGUCCACCACACGAGGAGACUAUCAUCAGCCACCGCCUACCCCCACGCCUUCACUAGAGCACCCCUCGCCGGAUCCGCUUCCUGGAAGACCAACAACAUGUCCAUUGACAUCCAUGAACGACAGAAGUCCACUUAACUUUUUUUCACUGUCAUCUGCUUCUCAGACUGUAAUCUAUCCUUAUCCACAACCACGCAAGCCGUUAAGCUCUAUCACUCGUCUCCAACACACUUACUCUUCCCCGUCCAUCUUCUUUCUUCUGAUUUAAUCAAAUCAUUGGAUAACAUCUUGCUGCUUCUGCUGCUCAGGUAGGGACACAGAAGAAAAAAUGGUUGGAGGAAGCGAUCCAUUUCGGGAUUAUUUUGAGAAAAUGGAUGAUGGUUUAUGGAAGUGCAAAUUUUGUGAGAAGAAAUUGGCUAAAGAUACUAAAGCUACAAGGAUGAAAUGUCAUCUGGCAAGAGUUGGACGUGGUGGUGUUAAAAUUUGUGAAAACGUAACUCCAGAUGUUCAACGAGCAGCGUUUGAUAAGCUUCCUGACAGAAUGCGUGGGAGUAUGCCAAGUUCAAGCAAUAAUAUAAUAGUUAGUGCAGAUUCAGAUCCUGCGCAAGAUUUAGAAAUGCAACAACAGGGACAACCUCUUGUGGAUGAAUUUCCAUUGAUGGAUAGCUUGACUGGGGAAGAGAUUUGGCUUGCUGAGGAGACCAUGGUUCCUAGCAUGCUUAUGCCUGAUGCACCUGAGACUGGAUUGGGAAUAGAGCCAGCAGAUCAACCAUUUGAAAUGGAUAUGAAUAACAUCCCAUAUUCAUUGAUGAGAAAUGUUGAGUUAAGCAGUGGUAUAGAGAGUCGGGAAUUGAUCCAGGCUGUUACCGAGAGAGGAAGCUGUUCUAAAAUGCCUGUCGAUAAGAGUGUGCCAAGUUCAAGCAAUAACGAGGGAAUUAAUGCAGCUUCAACUGCUUUGUGGGGCUUAGAAAUGGAACAAGAGGAACAACCUGUUUUGGAUGAACGAGGACGGAAGGGUUUUCUGAUUGGGGGGGAGACUGAGCUUGUCGAGGAACCUAGAGCUCCUGUCGUUCUUAUGCCAGAUGAACCUGGGACUAGACAAAGAACAGAGCAAGCACAUCUGUUUCGUGAAAAGUGGUCCAUGUACUCAUCAUUGUGGGAUGCUAUUGAGAGUCCAAAAUUGAUGCAGUCUGCUGUUGAGAGACGACCCUUUUCUAAAAGGCCUGUACAAAAGAAACGUAGGACUGGAAGAUAUGUAUUGCCAAGAAGAUAUGUAUUGCCGACAACAAAGCUAGUGGGCCAAGCUGUGGAAAAAAACAUGAAUGAUGUCUGGUCGUCGUUGUUGGAUGAUGAGGUCUCAUGCAUUGGCAUUUGUGGGAUGGGGGGGGUGGGAAAGACAGCUUUGGCUGCACAUAUCCAUAAUCAGCUUCACGAGAAACUAGGCAUGUUUCAUCCUGUUCGUUGGAUUACUAUGUCACAAGAUUUUAGCAUUCAUGCAUUGCAGGGUCGCAUUGCUGAGGUUUUGGAUUUAAAACCUUUGGAUGAAAAUGAUGCGAUGGUGAGAACUGGGGAGCUAUUGACACAGUUGAAUGUGAAAAAAAAAGGUUUUUUAAUUCUUGAUAAUUUGUGGGGUCAUUUUCUUCCUGAUGAAGUGGGAAUACCUCUUAGAACAGACGGGUGGAAGUUGAUUCUCACAACGAGAUCACUGGAGAUAUGUCGAAAAAUGGAUUGCCAAAGGAUAAUCAAAGUGGAGCCUCUUUCUAAGGGUGAGGCUUGGGAUCUGUUCAUAUACAGAUUAGGGCGUGGUGGUGCACUUUAUCCUGAGAUCGCAGAGUCUAUUGUGAAGGAGUGUGAUGGUUUGCCCCUUGGAAUCAUGACAAUGGCUCGAAGCAUGAAGGGAGUGGCUUUUGAAUAUCGUUGGAGAGAUGCAUUGCUAAAACUGAAAAGAUUAGAAGUUGGACCAGGUGAGAUGGAAGCCAAUGUAUUUCGAGUAUUGAAAUUUAGCUAUGCUCAGUUGAACGAUUCAGCCCUACAAGAGUGCUUCUUACAUAUCACACUAUUUCCAAAAGGCAAGAUCAUCUUGAGAGAGGACUUGAUAGAGUAUUUGAUUGACGAGGGUAUAGUCAAAGAAAUGGGGAGUAGGGAUGCACAUUUUGAUGGGGGCCAUACCAUGCUUGAUCAACUUGAAGAUGCCAGCUUAUUAGAAGGUUCCAGGGACGAUGAAGAUUACAGAUAUGUCAAGAUGCAUGAUUUGAUUUGGGAUAUGGCUUGGAAAAUAUUGAACGAAAGUGGGGGAGCUAUGGUUCAAGCAGGUGCACAACUAACAGAAUUACCCGGUGUAAGAUCGUGGAGAGAGGAACUGUUAAGAGUUUCACUCAUGGAAAAUAGAAUCGAGAAUAUUCUUCCAGACUUUUCACCAAUGUGCCCCCGUCUCUCAACAUUAUUGUUAUGCAGAAACUAUAAAUUGAAUUCGGUUGAGGAUUCUUUUUUCCAGCUCCUCAUCGGACUCAAGGUUCUUGAUCUUUCCGACACAGAUAUAGAGAAGUUGCCAGAUUCUAUUUGUCAUCUGUCGAGUCUCACUGCAUUGUUGCUGGGAUGGUGUGCAAAGCUGAGUUAUGUACCAUCAUUAGCAAAGCUUAAGGCAUUGGAGAAGUUGGAUCUCAGUUACACUGGACUUGAAGAUUUGCCCGAGGGAAUGGAAAGGCUGAAGGACCUCAGGUAUCUUAAUCUUGAUGGAAGCGGGGUGCGUGUUUUACGGUCGGGUAUUUUACCCAAACUCUCAAAAUUACAGUUCCUCAAGCUUCAUCAGAAACCUGAAGUUGUUCUCUCAGUUAGAGGAGAUGAAGUUUCCAGAUUAUAUGAUUUGGAAACUUUGGAAUGCAACUUCCGUCAUCUAGACGAUUUCGGAUUUUUCCAAUCUGGACGGAGAUUUUCAAUAAUUGCUUGCAAGGUUACUGUAGGACGACCUUGUUUCUCUUCACUCGAAGAUCUAAAUUAUACAAGAUCGAAGUCAGGGUUAGUUAAAGAGGCUUGGUUUUAUGACCUCAUGAUUGACAAUGCAGUUUGUCUGUUCCCGCGCUUCAUUACAAAAGUAGUUUUUGUGAGUUGUCAAAACAUGAGGCGCGUAUGUCCAUCAUGUGAAAUUGAUGGGAUUCGAGGGCUUGAGAUUCUACACCUUGAUGGUUUGAUAAUCUUAGAAGACCUUUUUGGAACAUGGUUAAUGCCGCCUGCUCGUGAUACUCCCAUGGCUGAUCUUUUUGUCUCUUGGUAUCUCAGAGAGAUCGUGAUACAUAAAUGUCAUAGGAUGAAGGUGCUGCUCCCUCCUUGGUUAUUGUCUGAACUCCGAUUGGAAGUGAUUGUAGUCGAAGAUUGUUACAACAUGCAGGAGAUAAUGGGAAGUGGUGAAGAUUUUGUACAUGGAAUGGUGCGUUAUUCUGGUAUUCGACUGAGGGUUUUGGUAUUGAAGAAAUUGCCGAAUUUGAAAAGCAUUUAUUCUGGUAGACUUCAAUGCAAUUCUCUUGAAGAAAUUACUGUGGGUGAUUGCCCGCAGCUAACGAGGAUCCCGUUCACUAUUUUCCGUUCUCUUAAGAAAAUUGAAGUAGAUCCUGAAAGUUUGUUGAACACAGUUGAGAAUGUUUUAUGAUUUCUAGCCAUUUGCUAGUAUUCCGGGGAUGAAAUUAGGAUUAAAACAAAUGUUUUCAUAGUCAAACCGUUGUCGGCUAACAAGUGCGCUGUAACUUCUCGUGGCUUUAAUUGAUUUGCUCCAAGGCAGAGAAGAACAAGUGUUACUUCCCUAGUGUUGGAUCCAAGCACAAUGUUUUAAGAAUCA